Ostreobium quekettii is the source of this 3387-nucleotide messenger RNA. The record is from the annotation of a GenBank genome assembly. Lineage: Eukaryota; Viridiplantae; Chlorophyta; Ulvophyceae; Bryopsidales; Ostreobiaceae.
AUGGCGAUCUAUCACCUCAAGGUCACGACCGGAUCCAAGCUCAAGGGGGCGAGCGGGACCAUUCGUUGUGACUACAUCACGCGCCAGGGAGCGUACGCUGAUCGAGAGGAGGAGCUUGUCCUCGUCGAGUCGGGGAAUCUUCCUUCCUGGGCGAGCGACGAGCGCCACUUCUGGGAGGCCGCGGACACCUACGAGCGCAAGAAUGGGCGGGUGUAUAAUGAGGUGGAGGUGGCGCUCCCGCGCGAGCUCGCGCGGGGGCAGCAGGUCGAGCUCGCGCGGGAGUUUGUCUCGGAUCUCAUGACGCCGAGCAGACUCCCCUACACCAUGGCGAUCCAUGACAGCGACGGGCACAAUCCGCACAUGCACGUGAUCUACUCGGAGCGCGGAGAUGAUGGGGUGGCGCGGGAGAUGGAGCAGCACUUUCGGCGCGCGAACAGGGCGAGGCCAUGGAAGGGCGGGGCGCCAAAGGACACCUCGAUGCGAGGCUCGGAGUGGGUCAAGCAGGUGCGCAAGGACUGGGAGAUCGCCGCGAACGUGGCGCUCGAGCGCGCGGGGGAAACCGAGCGCGUGGACUGUCGCUCUUACAAGGAGCGUGGGAUCGCGCGCACGCCGCAGCUCCAUCUCGGGGUGGCCGCGGCGGCGAUGCUCAGGCGCGGUGUCGAGGUGGACAGGGUAGCGUCCUAUGUGAGGAUCGAGAAGAUCCGGCAGCUCGAGCGGGAGAUCGAGCUGGAACUCGAGCGGUCGCGGGCGUCCGGUCGCGAAGAGGUAGACAAGGCAGGAGUCGAUGCUGACCAGGGCGGUGAGGCGUCGCCGUUUUGCCUCUCAUCGAUCACGAAAACAGGCGAGUGCGAGCCGGUCAGUGAGCCUGAAGGAGAGGCGCGAGACCGCUCGAACUCGCUGCCGAGGCUUCCUACGGAGCGUCCUGCUGGCCAGCGAAAGGGAGGGGCAGAGAGGCUGUCUUCUCACGAAUUUCCAUCCGAGCAUCAUCGAGAUCUUACGGGCGAGCCACCCCCGAUCCUGUCACAGGGAGUGGGAGGAGGAGGUGCUCCAGGGUCGUCUCCUGGUGGCCUGGAUGGAGCGUCAGAUCGCCGGGAGCUGGCGCUCUCUGUGAUGAAGUCUGCGCUCGAUCGUUCGCCAAAAGAUGCGACCUGGAAGGAGUUCGCGGACAGCUUGAAGAAGGCGUCAGUCACGCUCGUUCCGGAGGGGACGCAGGGAGAUUAUGGUAGGAUCUGCGGCCUUUAUCUCGAGUAUGAAGGGGUGAGGUUGCCUGCCUCAGAGGUCGAUCGCAGUGCUUCGUAUGAUCAGCUAACGCGCGUGUUGGGGACGCUCGAGCGGAGUCAUCUGGGUGAUGUCUGCCGCGUCGUGGCGAUUCCCGGGCUCGGUGAUGUGCACGUCCUCAUCGCGAAACGGCGCGCCGCGCUCGCUCCUGAGAAGACGGGUCCAGAGCUCGAGCUGCCGGGGUUUGUGGAUCGCGAUUACAAGGGGGCGAGGGAGAAGUUUGAAGAGAAACUCGCCGCGUCGAGGGCCCGGUCCGUCGAGGAGCGCAGGGAGGUGAAGGCGCCAGAAGAGCUGAACCGACCAGGCUUUAUCGACCGCGUGUACAGAGGCCCGAAGGAGAAGUUUCUCGAUGAGCUCGCGAGGUAUGAGGCGGGAGAGAGGCGCGCGCGGCGAGGGCCUGACCCGGAGCUCGAGGUGCGCAUGGCGUCAGCCCGGGCGGAAGAGAGGCGCGCCGUGAUGAGAGAGGGGGGCGGUGAGCGCGAGCGUGAUGGGUCCAGGGACGAUGGUUUAAGGCGUCCCGGGUUCAAGGACUUCACGCCGGUAGGCGCCAAUGAGAAGCUCUUGCGCGAGGUCAAGGAGCGCCUCGGUGAGGAUGCUUACCAGCGCGCGUUGGAUGCGCGAAGGGCCCUCGGGUCUAGCGAGGGCGGCAAGCUUGAGGACGCCAUCGGCGAGGUCGAGCGGGUCGUCUCGGCGAGCAAGCGGACGGCGGAUGAGGAGCUCAUCGCGAGGCUCGGCGGUAAGGAUUUUCUGGCCGGGCGGUGGCAAACGUCACCGGGUGAUGGUGGCAAGCAAGACGAGCCCAUCAAGGGCGCGGACCAUGCGCUCGCUCGAAAGAAGCUUGAAAGCGAGCCCGCAAAGCUCACCGAGGAGCCCGCGUCGAUGCAAGUCAAGGAGGUGUUUGUCGCGCGCGAAAAGGGCGAGGUCGCCCUCGUCGCCGACGACAAACACCACGCUGUCGUGCCCACCGCAGGACUCGGGACAAAGCUCUCGAGGGGAGAGGCUGUCGAGGUCUCGGCGUCUUCUGAUGGCGUCAUCAAGGUCGCGCGCGCGCCUGAGAAGGCGCGCGCGGAGACCCCAACACGCAUGGAGGAACAGGGACAGGAUAUAAGAGCUCCCGAGCCAUCGACGAGGCACGCGCCCAUCAUUUACACCGAGGGGAGAGGGAACAAGCUCGAGGUCGGCAAGCACGUCGCGCUCUCCCCUGACGGCAAGGGCGACGUCAGGAUCGAGCCCGCCAGAGCCGUCGAGAAGCGCGUCGCCGAGCAGAACAAACCAACACCUGCGCCAUCAAAUCCCUCCACGACAUCGGAGGAGCGCGAGGCUCCCGGCACCCAAACACCGGGCACCUCCUACCACGACAACGAUGCCUUGAGCCGGGCACAAGUGAUCGCGAAGGCGAAGGCAACAGGGACAGUGUUGCUCCACCCAGACAAGGAGCCGAUGGUGGGAAGGGUGGUCGAGAAGUUCGUGGUUCGCGGCAAGGGGGAGGCCGCCCUGGUGGUCAAUGAUAAGAACCACGUCAUCAUUUACACCAAAGGAAGAGAGGACCAGCUCGAGGUCGGUAAAUACGUGGCGCUCUCCCCCGAUGGCAAGGGCAGUUCAAACGUCGAAUCCGUCAAGGCCGUCGAAAAAGGCGGCGCCGAGAAGAGCAAGUCUGCGCCCACGCCGUUGUCCGAGCGCGCGCAGCCAGAGCGAGGCGUGGAAAGAAAGCAAGACUGCAGGGCUGUACUCGCGCGCGUCGAGGCCGGUGCGAAGCAGAAGGCGCCAGCGCUUUCUGCCAUCGAUCGCGCCAGGCCGGGUAAGGACGGCGAACCCCCAGCCAUGGAGCAGCGUCCCACCAUGAAGGAGUGGUUGAAGGCGCAGCAGGACAGUGGUGUCGACGCCAAAGCGCCUAUCAAGCACGGGGUGAUCGAGGGUAAAGUCGACCGCGAUCCUGUCUACCUCAAGGAAGGAAAGCACUACGUCAUUUCCCAGGAUGAUGGCAGUAAGAAGACGCUCGAAUCCUCGCCAAAGCUCGAGGAACUUCGUGACAAGAAAAUGUGUUUUGUUCGCAACGAGAUCGGAGAGAUCGCUAAGAAUCUCGAGGUUUCGAAAGGCAGAUCUCGCUAG